UGUCCUCAGAUCCGCCUGAUUGUAUUUAUGAUCUCGCCUCGGUCGUCCAGGCGGGUUGCCGGGACCAAAGGCGCACGAAUAUAGGUUGAAGACCCCUGGUCCCCUUAGUCUGGGCCAUGUCUGACUGUUCCGCUCUGGAGGGAGACUGUUGCUGGCGGCGAAGCGGCGCGAAGGACAAGGAACACCCAAGAUACCUGAUCCCAGAGCUGUGCAAACAGUUUUACCAUUUGGGCUGGGUCACUGGGACUGGAGGAGGAAUUAGCUUGAAGCAUGGCAAUGAAAUCUACAUUGCUCCUUCAGGAGUGCAAAAGGAACGGAUUCAGCCUGAAGACAUGUUUGUUUGUGACAUCAAUGAACGUGACAUAAGCGGACCUCCACCAUAUAAGAAUCUAAGGAAAAGCCAGUGUACUCCUCUUUUUAUGAACGCUUACACUAUGAGAGGAGCAGGCGCAGUGAUUCACACCCACUCUAAAGCCGCGGUCAUGGCCACUCUUCUCUUUCCAGGACGGGAGUUUAAAAUUACACAUCAAGAGAUGAUAAAAGGAAUAAGGAAGUGUACCUCGGGAGGGUAUUAUAGAUACGAUGAUAUGUUGGUGGUACCCAUUAUCGAGAAUACACCUGAGGAGAAGGACCUCAAAGAACGAAUGGCUCGUGCAAUGAAUGAAUACCCAGACUCCUCUGCGGUACUGGUCAGACGUCAUGGAGUCUAUGUCUGGGGAGAAACGUGGGAGAAGGCUAAAACCAUGUGUGAGUGUUAUGACUAUUUGUUUGAUAUCGCCGUAUCAAUGAAGAAAGUCGGACUGGAUCCUACACAGCUUCCAGUUGGAGAAAAUGGGAUUGUAUAAGCCAAAUGGACGUUUAUAUACAGAGACAAAGCUUAUCUUAACUGUUACUUAAAUGAAACAUGAUUUUUAAAAAAUUGAACCUGCUGCCAUUAAUUUGCCACUAAAUACUGCAGAUGACCACCCUGAAUAUCUUCUGACACUGGAUGGUAUUUGCUUAAAUUCUUGUCAUUUUAAAUGACAAUGCAGUAGAAUAAAAAUUUUAUAAUGAAUGUUUCUGUUUAUUUUUAAAUUCAUAACAGCAAAAUAUUUCCCUUUAAAUUAAUUCCCCUUUUUAUAUACACUCCCAAAGAAUUCCUCUUAUUCUUCAAAGUUGCUGGUAAUAAUAGAAUUCAUUGGGAAAUUU
Myotis brandtii (Brandt's bat) is the source of this 1188-nucleotide messenger RNA. RefSeq names its product APAF1 interacting protein (gene APIP). The transcript is spliced from 7 exons. NCBI's taxonomy places the organism in Eukaryota, Metazoa, Chordata, Mammalia, Chiroptera, Vespertilionidae. The coding region runs from base 117 to 845 and encodes 242 amino acids. Gene Ontology annotation, cellular component: cytoplasm. Gene Ontology annotation, molecular function: methylthioribulose 1-phosphate dehydratase activity; metal ion binding. The record is from RefSeq and is a predicted model, not a curated record.